Molecule: messenger RNA, 2583 nt
Organism: Epithele typhae
Lineage: Eukaryota; Fungi; Basidiomycota; Agaricomycetes; Polyporales; Epitheliaceae
Exons: 15
Coding region: 1-2583 (860 amino acids)
Source: RefSeq, a predicted model, not a curated record
AUGCCCCCCGCCCUCUCGUCCCCCACCCCAAGCAGAUCGUGGUGGUCCCGCUCCAAGUCCUCCAAGGAACCCCUCCGCCCCCACCGCUCCUUCUCCAGUCUCGCAAUUGACGAUGACGAGAAGUACCCCUCCACUGCCUCCAGCUCCUCCUCCAAGGCAAAGGACGUCAUUCCAAGCCUCAAGCCGAAAAGACUCCCGACCCUCACCAUCCAAGACCCGCCGUCCCCUCUCCCCUCUCCCAAUUCCUACUCCACCUCCCGCCCAGGCACGUCCCAGAGUAGCACCAAGUCCCUCGUUCCUGGUGAUCAGUACGACUACGACGCUGUCUCCGAGCCACGUACACCGUCCGACCUCCCGCGCGACCGCCUCUCUUAUCAACCGUCUGUAAUGACAGCCUUCUCCGAGAUAGACCCCUUCGCGUCCGCCGGGAUUGUUGUACACCAUCUGCCUCAGGACCCCAACCGGCUUUCCGUCUACUCGGACUCUUCUCGCCCAGAUGCGAUACCUCAGAACCGACGGUCGUACGGUUCGUCCUCGUCCAACUCUCAUGGAAACUCCUCGGACUCGUUCCGCCACGCGUUCUAUGGCUCGCGCUUCCCACCGAUCCAAGAAGGUGUCAGGGUCCAAUGCGUCCAGCAGCACCGUUGUCCGCAUGACCCGCGGACCCGCUCCUCGACCCAUCUCGCACGCAAGCGAGCAGACAUGGACUAUCGCGCUGUCCCUCCAUCCCCUUCGGUCCCGAUGCUGAGUCCCAUGCAACCGAUGUCUGUCCGCCGUAAGGCUUCUGGUUCUGUCUCUCCCGUGUCUUCGCAUGCUCCCACUCCUCCCUCCAUCACUCGCUCUCGGAGCGCGUCCAAUGCGACGAAUCCAGACUCGCCGGUGUCGGCAGGAGCGCGACCCUCGGUCCUGAUGCGGAAAGCGUCAUCGUCCCGUGUACAUCUCCCUCCAAUCCCUUCACCCCCGACGAGUGACCUACCACCACCUCCGCGAUUUCCCGCCUCCAACUUGCCGUACGAUAUUUCAUCAAGCUUGAACUUCGCACCUAGUCUGAUGCACGACAGUUACGACCUCGGGCCGGAGAAGCCGAAGGCAAAGCGUCGGACCAAUCGUGACCUCCCUCCCCAAUCUGCGACCGAAUCCAAUUCGCCGUCGCCGCUGAGCAGCCCAGCAAUGGACCACAUUCCGCACAAGGCCCCCAAGCUGUUGAAGAAGAUGUCGGCGCAGAAUCUGCCACAGCGCAUAUCAACGCCGUCGGAAGAGUUUCAUGCAGGCAAGACACCGCGCAAGCAGCGAUCCUUCCAUACCUCCCGCGUGCCUUUACCGCCGCUCCCAGGCCUCCGGGUUCUUCUGGCAACCCUCCCCCAACACCCCGCAUCACCCAUCCUGGAGCCUCGACGAGGAAGCGUCGCCAGCCCCCGGAAACGACUUUUCUCUGGCUCCAGCGCACGGAGAAGCACCUCUUCGCACGGACCGACGAGCCCGUCUGUAGAAGACGACAAGCGGUCGAUCUUCAGCUUCGAGAGCGACGUACGCCCGGUCACGUCAAGCGGGGUGGAACCCAUCACGAUGUCGUUCGGCACUGCGGGGGCACCGCUGGCGCUGAUGACGAAGAACGCGUGUAUCUCACCCUCAUCGUUCUGGGACGAACAGCAAGCCGGAGGGGCAUCAACGAAUACCGCGAGCGCGUCGCAGUCGGACUACACGCCCCAGUACAUCAUGGCUCCGGCGGACCAGCUCAAACUCGCGGAGAAGCUGGAGGAUGCGCAGAGCGCAGAGGAAGAGGCGGAGCGGGAGGCAAUGGCAAGGCUGGUCUUGCAACCAGGAGACUUCGGGAUGACAUUUGCGCCGACGGCGACCACAUCUCGUUCGCGCUCGAACUCGGUCCUCUCGAGCACCUCGCUCGCACAAGGGCACGAGAACGGCUCAAGGUCCCGCGUCACUUCCCUCACUUCCCUCAGCUCCCAUCUCUCGGCGGCGCCGUCCAGGAUGUCUCAGCUCGAAUCACUUCGCAUGGGUCCUCUGCGGAGUUCGUCGAUGCUCGCGAAGGGAUCCUCCAGGGUCCCAUCAUUAACCACCCGGCCAUCGACUGCCCAGGCUAGUCUGAGCCUGUCGCCCCCUCACUCCCCUCGCUAUUCUCAGUCCUCGCCUUCGCCAGUCAUUCCAAGCGCCAGCCUGCCGCCGCCACCCCGGCGUCGGCCAUCGCGGAGUGACCUUAACGAGAUCACAUCGAGCGGCGUGGCCGACAAGAGGGCGAGCGUUGUGCCGAUGAACCCGCUUUCACCCCCUCCGAUGCGGGCUAACAGAGCCCGUCACGACUCGACGGGUGCAAGGUCAAUCGCGUCCUCGAGACCGCCGAGCUCGUUCAACCAGUUGCAGCAGAAGAGUAUGAAGCGGCGGUCGCUGAUGAGGAAGCCCUCUUUCCUCGACAUCGACGACGAGCCCGACGACGCGGUCGAUGGGGACGGUUCUGAUUCGGACGGGCCUGAGCCGGACUCGCCAGCGAUGGAGAGCAGCUUCCUGGACAUGGACCGGGGCAAGGGCUCGUUCGACACAAUCCGGAGCGUCGACAGCUCGUACUACUGA